Messenger RNA from Brassica napus (rape), 2990 nucleotides. RefSeq names its product putative cysteine-rich receptor-like protein kinase 39. Gene Ontology annotation, molecular function: protein kinase activity; ATP binding. The transcript has 6 exons. The record is from RefSeq and is a predicted model, not a curated record. Gene Ontology annotation, biological process: protein phosphorylation. The coding region runs from base 679 to 2721 and encodes 680 amino acids. Lineage: Eukaryota; Viridiplantae; Streptophyta; Magnoliopsida; Brassicales; Brassicaceae.
AACGUUUAAUUUACGGUCGAAAAAAAAAAAAUUCUGUGAAGACCAUAUCUUGUUUACAGAAAAAAAAACCCUGGUUAUUUAACUAACGGAUAAAGCGAUUGAAUUUGCUGAUUUUUGAAAUAUAUUUAUGUUUUUAAUUAUUAUUUUAUUUUUUUAACGUUUGAUUAAUUAUGCUAUUACAACGUUGAAAAAUAUUACAUAGACGAUUUUACAGCCGACAGUUCUACCACCAUAUGAAAAUACGCCUGACUGUAUUACUCCGAACCGUCCUAUGAUAUACAUAUUCGAUGGUAUGCCAUGCACCAUGCUGAAGACCUCAUAUAAUCAUUUUUCUCUCUAAUCUACAUAAUUUGUGGUUUUUUGGGAUUUGAAUCCCAAACCUUUUAAUGUAAAAACAUUAAUGAAUCUUUAAUCAAACCACUAGAAUAAAGAAGCUUCCACUAUUAUUAUUUUUUUAUAGAGAGCAUUUAUGUUUUUAAUUGAAUUGUAAAUACUUCCAAAUUUGAAGCUGCAAUCUUCUCGGUAUUUUCGAUCAUUGAAAAUCAACCAAUACAUAUUUUCUCAGUCUUUGGAAGUAAACCAAUACUCGUUUUCUCAUCUCACUCUAUAUAACGAGUACUAUACCAUAACGAAUUAACAAGUAAGAAAAGGAAAAAAAAAGUUUUUAUCAUUUUAAAAAUGGGGAAAUCCUUUGCUUUGGUGAUCAUUCUCUUAUCUUUUCUUCUUCUUCUUGUCCUUCAAAACCUCGAAGUCGUUAACGCCGUCGGGUGUACCGGAAGCUUUUACAACGAAAACAGCACUUACGUUCAGAAUCGCGACGAUAUAUUCUCUACUCUUCCUGAUAAAGUAAUCGCCAACGGUGGAUUCUACAACUCUUCACUCGGCAACAGUCCCAACAGAGUUUACGCUCUUGUCCUCUGCCAAAGAGGCUACGAGCAACAAGAUUGUUUCAACUGUGUCCUUAGUGCGACUCGGGGUAUAAAAAAGGAUUGUCCAACCCGAAUGAAUUCGUACACGUGGGACAAAGACGUUGAAGACAAUGUUUCUUGUCUUGUACGUUCCUCAAUCCACUCAACUUUUGGGAGCCUCGAGCUUGAACCUGCUGUUCGAUACCCAAGUCCAGAUGGUAUCGAUCCAUCUAAAAACAUGACCCUUUUUGAACAAGAGUGGGAUGGGAUGGUUAACCGGACUGUCGAGGCCGCCACUGGUGCUGAAACUUCCUCUGUGCUUAAGUACCAUGGUGCCAUAGAAGCCGAGUUCACCGAGUUUGAAAAUGUCUACAUGCUGAUGCAGUGCACACCGGACAUAACUUCUCAAGAUUGCAAUAGAUGUUUGAGAGCAUGUGUGACGUUAUUUAAAAACCAGUUCUGGGGCAGACGAGGAGGCGAGGUCAAUCGUCCGAGCUGCUUUUUCAGGUGGGAUUUUUAUACAUUCCAUGGUGCUUUUGGUAAUGUUACUAGACUUCCUUCACCUCCGGCUCAGGAGAAGGGGAGCUCUGCAACAGACAAGAAAGGAAGAAGCACAAGGUCUUGGGUAACCAUCGCGAUAUUUGUGGUUCUUACUUUUAUUAAUGUAUUUGUAUCUAUCAGUCUCAUAAAGUUCUUUGCUCGGAGGAGAAAAUCAAACAACGGAAUCAAUGUUGAUAGGGAAGAGCACUCUGAGUCUGAUGGUCAACAUAUGCUACGGUUUAAUCUUGGUAUGAUCUUGACAGCAACCAAUAACUUCUCGUCUGAAAAUAAGCUUGGCCAAGGUGGAUUUGGUACUGUCCACAAGGGGAUAUUACCAAACGGGCAAGAGAUAGCGGUGAAGAGAUUAUCAAAAGGUUCAGGACAGGGAGAUACAGAGUUUAAGAAUGAGGUUUCACUCUUGACAAGACUCCAACAUAGGAAUCUCGUUAAGCUUCUUGGUUUCUGUAGUGAAGGAGAUGAAGAGAUUCUUGUCUACGAGCUUGUCCAUAAUUCAAGUCUUGACCACUUUAUCUUCGAUGAAGAGAGGCGUUCACUUCUUUCAUGGGAGCUGAGAUUCAGAAUUAUAGAAGGCAUUGCUCGAGGUCUUCUUUAUCUUCAUGAAGAUUCUCAGCUGAAGAUUAUUCACAGAGACUUGAAGGCGAGCAACAUCCUGUUAGAUGCAGAGAUGAACCCUAAAGUUGCAGACUUUGGGACCGCAAGGUUGUUCGAAGCUGAAGAGACUCGAGCUGAAACAAGAAGAAUAGCUGGAACCCGUGGAUAUAUGGCUCCUGAAUACCUUAAUCACGGGAAAAUCUCAGCUAAAUCUGAUGUAUAUAGCUUUGGUGUUAUGCUUCUAGAGAUGAUAAGUGGGGAAAGAAACAAUAGCUUUGAAGGAGAAGGACUUGCGGCUUUUGUAAGCUUUUGUCCUGAAUUUUCUUUUAUCUUUAAACCUCUCUGUACAGAGUGUAAAAUGUAUAUGUUCUUCGUGCAGGCAUGGAAGAGAUGGGUUGAAGGAAAGGCUGAGGCUGUAAUUGACCCUUUACUGAUGAAGGAUCCGAUAAACGAGAUCAUGAAGUUGAUCCAGAUUGGUUUAUUGUGUGUUCAAGAGAAUGCAGCAAAGAGACCAACUAUGAGGUUGGUAAUAGUUUGGUUUGGCAGUGAUACUAUCAUCAUUCCUUUACCUAAAGCUCCUGCUAUGAGUGGAAGUCAAUCUCAAUCUGAAGAUGGUACAAUGUCAAUAAGCAAUGACUCCACGGAGUUGAGUUGUCGUUGAAUUAUAAUGGUGAAACAAAAUGUUGUUUUAACAAAAAAGAGAAAAGAUUUAUGAGGGAUGCUUUUUAUCAUAAAAAUUCUGUCAAAUGAAAUGGGAGUUCUAGGCUAUUCAAAUUGCUUCGGAUCAUAACGAUUUACUAGAAUUUGACAUGUCCAUAUCAAUAUUCUGUAUAGUUUUGGUAGUAUAUAUUUUAUAUAUUUACUUGUAUUAAAUUUCUGUGUACUAUGACAUUUAUAUACAAAAAAAAAGUUGAUAGUUUAUAUCAGUAA